AAACGAUGGGCUGACCUUUCCACCUCGGCCAGGACUGCAGCGUCACUCACAGCGUGAACUGAAAACUCAUCUCCUCGCUAAACACUUCACAUCGCUCUCCGCUCAGCCUUCCUUCUCCACUCGCAUCUGAUUUGAAUCCUGCUUGACAAAAAGGCAUGAAGACACAAGCCUGUCGAAACCCCAGCUGGAGUCUGUCGAAGGCCCUGUGUGGCCUGGUCCUGCUCCCAGCAUGGCAGGUCUGCAGCAGAGAAACCAUAUAGGAAUAUUCUGUUACCUGGGGGAAGACGAUCAAGCUUCUGCGGAAUCGACAAAUGUCCCAGAGGUUUUGCCUUGAAGAAGAGUCAUCAGUGAGGAAAAACUGGAGAAACUGAGGUGCUGAAAACACGGACUGGCAAAAGCAGUAAAACUGGAAAACCUGAACACACGGGAAAACAAAGCACUGCAGAGGUGGAAUCACACAAAGGAGUCUCUCUUCACCUCUGCAGGAGCUGAGAAAACCGAACCUGGCGCUGCCGUGUAGCUCGACUCCUGUGUUUUACUCUAAAAGCCAAGAUGCCAGAAACAGCAGAGGCUGUGUCAGCCACUCUCUCCACCAACAGAAACUGCACCAUUGAAAUAACCAAUGUCACCAGUGGCUACUGUCUCACUAACCCCAGGGUGUACAUGGAAAGUGGCUUCAGUAAUCAUUCACCACAGCCCACCAUCCAGGUAAACAAGACUGAAGUGUGCUCCUUCGUAAAAGAUGACAACACCGCCACCGGAGCUGUUGGCCUUUUGACCUAUGACCUCUUCCAUAUGCAGAGCCGGGUUUGCUCUGAUCGCAUGGUCAUCAUGUUCUCUGUACCCUUUGACCACAACCUGUACAACAACCGGCUGGCUGUGGGCAUAGUGGAGCAGUCCCAUGCCUGUGACAAAAAUCUGUACAAGCAGAUGUAUGAUGGGAAAGAUCUCAGUAACCUUACCCGCUCUGAUAAACCUGGUAGUGGGAUAAGGUUUAAGGGGAAGUAUAUGGAGAUGAGAGCUACAAUGUCCAGUAUCGGUCGAGCUAUUGUUAAAGUGGAUCUCUAUGACACGAUGAAUACACUGUAAAAGAUUCUUCUGAUCUCUGCCUUAUUGUACUUUUUUGGCAAUUUUGGUACCCAACAGAAUAAAUAAACUCCAUUUGAUUUGACUGCUGUUGUAUGCCUUUGUACUGAGACACAUCGAGAAGACUGAUUUUGCUGUCAUCUGUAUUUUGUGGCGCUGAAAGAUAUCAAUAUCUGACAGCCAGCUCAUUGAUUCUCCAUUAGCUUACUUCUUGGCCUUAUGUGUAUUCUAAACCCCCUUUUUUUCUUUAUUAUGGUAAUAAAACAU
Notolabrus celidotus (New Zealand spotty) is the source of this 1353-nucleotide messenger RNA. Its product is annotated as bryoporin. The record is from RefSeq and is a predicted model, not a curated record. Lineage: Eukaryota; Metazoa; Chordata; Actinopteri; Labriformes; Labridae. The transcript is spliced from 6 exons. Gene Ontology annotation, cellular component: pore complex. The coding region runs from base 553 to 1089 and encodes 178 amino acids. Gene Ontology annotation, molecular function: channel activity. Gene Ontology annotation, biological process: cytolysis in another organism; monoatomic cation transport; pore complex assembly.